This is a messenger RNA of Papaver somniferum (opium poppy), 2226 nucleotides long. RefSeq lists its product as uncharacterized. Lineage: Eukaryota; Viridiplantae; Streptophyta; Magnoliopsida; Ranunculales; Papaveraceae. Bases 1 to 2226 code for a protein of 741 amino acids. The record is from RefSeq and is a predicted model, not a curated record. The transcript has 4 exons.
AUGGCCACCAAGGAAAAACUUCAAGAAAUCUCUAACAUCGUUACUCAACAUACUGAUUCAAUCUCUGAGAUGAAAUCUGAGAUUCAAUCUUUGGGUGAUAAGAUGAAUCUUCUUAUUAAUUUGUUUCAAUCAACGCAACCUACCCACCCUGAAGCUUCUGGAUCGGAGAAUCAGCAAUCAAAUCCUGGUAACCCAUUUACAGAUCUUCAUCAGGUGAUUCAUAAUUUCUCAACUACUGAAUCUCGUAAGUUCACUCAUACCCCCAAGGUUGAUUUCCCACGUUUUAAUGGUACUAAUCCUCGUGGUUGGGCUCUUAAGUGUGAAAGGUAUUUUAAUUUACAUAGAUUUCCUGAUGAUGAACGUGUUGAUAUGGCUGCAAUACAUUUUAAUUCACCAAUUGAUUCAUGGUUCUUAAACUACCAACAGAGUAAAGAGUUUAUUUCUUGGGAGUCUUUUAAACAUGAUAUUUGUGCUAGAUUUGAAGAUAUUGCUCAGGAAAACUAUGUAGGUAGUUUCAAUAAUUUAAAUCAAACUACCAAUAUAGAGGAUUACUAUGAUAUAUGGGAACAUUAUAAAAGCUAUAUGGUAGCUAACAAUCCUUAUUUGUCUGAGAGUGUUUAUAUUUUAAGCUUCAUUAGUGGGUUAAAAGAAGAGAUCCGUACAGUUGUGCAAAUGUUCAAGCCUGAGAAUACUGCAACAACUUUUUAUCUGGCUAGGAUACAACAAGCUUCUAUGCAUCACCAGCCCAAACCAACUAAAUCAUUCUCUAGACCAUUUACACCUUCUCCACUUUCUGUUUCACACCCACCGUCUGCCAUGAAAUCUUUUUUCUCUCCCUCCUCUACCCUUGCUAAGACCAAUACUUCUUCAUCAUCUCCCAUUGUAACUCACCCUCCCACACCCACUAAAACUUCACCAGACAAUUCUAUUCCUCCUAUUAAAAGGCUCACCCAUGCACAAAUGCAGGUUAGGAAGGAUAAAGGGCCCUGCUAUAACUGUGAUGAGUUUUACAGACAAGGUCAUCGAUGGAAUAUUACUCAUGAUACUAUUCGAAUUGGUAGUCAUCUUAACAAGCAUCCUGUGGUUGUACUUAUUGAUACAAGAAGCAUUUAUGUUUCUUCCACUGGUAAAAUGCUUGUCACAGUUGCUAAUGGAGAUAACACCAUCAGCAGGGGUAUUUUCCAACACCUCAACUGGGAAAUGCAAGGACAUCAAUUCUCUGCAAAUUUACGCGUUCUUCCUCUAGGUGGUUGCGAUAUUGUUUUGGGAGCUGACUGGUUGCGCAAACUUGGUGAUGUUACUUUUAACUUCAGUCAAUUGAGUAUUUCCUUUGUACAUCAAGGCACACCAAUCACCCUUCAAGGUACUUCUUCUCUUAAGAAGUUUUUAAAGAGUAAUACCCCUACACUCAUAGGCCAAUUUUUCUCCAUUUCUACUACACCUAUACUUCCACCACCACCUGCAGUCUCCACCCUUCUAGAAAGUUUUUCAGAUGUUUUUGCAGAACCCAUAGGACUUCCUCCUUCUAGGUUACUUGACCAUAAAAUUCCACUCAAAACUGGUUCUGACCCAACUUCUCAAAGGCCAUACAAGUUCCCUUAUGAAGAAGGAUGGAACUUGGCGUUUUGUAUCGAUUAUCGUAAACUCAAUGACAUCACUGUCAAAGACAAGUUUCCUAUUCCACUUAUAGAGGAAUUGCUAGACGAGUUGAAUGGAUCUAUGGUGUUCACCAAAAUUGAUCUUCGUUCUGGUUACUACCAAAUACGAGUUUAUGCACCAGACAUUCACAAGACUGCCUUUCGCACCCAUCAUGGCCAUUACGAGUUCAGAGUUAUGCCAUUAGGGCUUACUAAUGCCCCUACAACUUUUCAGGCCCUCAUGAAUGAGGUUUUUCAGCCUUAUCUCAGUAAGUUCGUCCUGGUGUUAUUUGACGAUAUAUUGGUUUACAAACCAUCCAUGGAAGAUCAUCUGGAGCAUUUACAUCUUACAUUGGCCUUACUAAGGAAGAACUCUCUGUUUGCCAAGCUAUCCAAGUGUGCAUUUUCUCAGGCACAACUAGAGUACCUUGGCAACAUUAUUAAUGCCAAUGGUGUUGCUGCAGACCCUGACAAAGUUGCAGCCAUGGUUAAUUGGCCACAACCACAAACACUGAAGCAACUUAGAGGCUUUUUUGGGUCUUACAGGUUACUAUCGCAAGUUCAUAAAAAACUAUGGCAAUAUCUGUAA